Messenger RNA from Symbiodinium sp. CCMP2456, 3858 nucleotides. The record is from the annotation of a GenBank genome assembly. NCBI's taxonomy places the organism in Eukaryota, Dinophyceae, Suessiales, Symbiodiniaceae.
AUGGAAAAGUACGGGGUCUCUCGAGAGAUGGCGGAAGUUCUUCCAACCAACCGGCACUCUCGCAGCACGAAGCUAAACUACCAGAAGUAUGUGAACGACCUGGACGAGUUGCUCACGCGCUGCGAGGAGCAAAAGGAAGCCUUUUUUCAAAAAGUGCGUGAGAUCGCGUCGCAGACGAAGGGAAAGAACUGCGAGCCACCUAUAAAGUCAAAGAGCAGGUGCGAAGCAAAGGCGCAAGAGAAGUAUCGUGACGCAAGUGGCGAAGUCGCCUGGUAUCGGUUAACGGACAUUGUCCGGGACACCAUCAUCUAUGAAAGCAUGGAAGACAUGUACGAGGGGCUGAAGUUCAUGGACACUGCUUGCGAGGAGGGAACCCUGGACAUCGUAGAGUUCAAUGACAGAUACUUGUUUCCCAUGCCCGGCGGCUGCCGCGACCUGCAGCUCUGCAUCCGCAUCGGGGGCGUGACCUGCGAGCUCCAGCUUAACGUCCCCGGCAUGAUCUAUGUCAAGGAGAGUGGUCGGAACCGGAUCGAGCGAGAUCUUAUGGCAGCGGUCGCGCACACAGGAAUCGAGGCUGUGAAGAGGGCCCUGAACACUCUGAACUCCAUCAAGGACGAUUGGGGGCAAGAUGGCCAUGAGCUGAAGGCCAUCUUGAACAGCAAGGAGAAACCCUUGCUGCUCAAGGCAGCCGAGGCUGGCAACGCCGAGCUCAUGAGCGUCUUCCUGCAAUAUGGUGCAGAUAUCGACAUCAAGGACGAAGCCUCCGGCCAGACCGCCUUGCACAAGGUGAUGGAAGGUGGAUACGAACGAGCAAUGUGGCUGCUGCUGGAAAAUGGGGCAGACUGGAAUGUGACGGAUAAGGACGGCAUUGCCCCCCUUAUGGAAGGCCUUCUACGGCUUCGCAGCGAACCGGACAACGAGUACCUGGGCCGAGCGGUGUGCAUCCUCUCGCAGGUGACGAAGAUAGACUAUGUGAGAGCAAUCCGAAGCCAACUGAAGCAAGCGGUGAAGAAAAGGCUGAAGCAAAGCACAGAGCUGCCAGCGCACUGCCAAGAUGGUGAUGUGCGCAAAGUGCGAGAGUUGCUGAACAGCUACGCAGACGCCGACUCCCGGGGGGCUGACAAUGAACGCGGUCUCCACAAAGCUUUGUCACCCGUCGGAGGUGUCCGGAAUUUCACCCCGGGGCACCUGCAGAUUUGCGAGCUGCUUCUGCAGUUCAGUGCAGACUGCAAGAAGGAAGACAACGCUGGGGCUACACCUCUUGCCCUCGCGGCCCGGCUCGGGUCCACUGAAGUCAUGCGCUUGCUUCAGCAGCACGGAGCCACGGUGGAGUCUGUACGGGCAGAGGAUUUGGAAGCGCUGGUGUCCGAAGUGGGUGACGAGGAUGCGGAAGCUGCUCUGGUAUGGCUUCGAGACGCCGGUUGCGAUUUCACAGUCUCAACCAGAAAUGAAGGCGAGCUUCCCACCUUCGUUGCUGCCCGCCGUGGCAAUACAAGGCUUUUGCAGGUUCUCGCAGACGCCGGUUGCGACAUGGGCUGGCGCAAUCGCAGCGGGGACUCGGCCAUCGUGGCCGCCGCCAGGGCAGGCCAAGCAGAUGCCGCCAGGUGGUUUCUCGAGGAGGUUUCCAUAGAUGCUGUGGACUUACAGCGUGCCCGGAAUGCAGCCAGCAAGCUCGACAAACCCGACGAAAUGCUUGAGCUGAUCGAGACGAAGUGGCGGGAGGAAUGCCGUGGGCCGCUCAAUCUGCAAAACCUGUCACUGCUGGAUCGGACAGGGGUGCCGAAGGGGUCCGAUUUUGAGAAGAUCAUGCUCACUGCGGCAGCCAAGCAAAACUGCAAGAACAGCGGCGCCUUUUACUUCGAAGUGCAACUUCUAAGCAAGAUUGAGAGGAUCAAUGUUGGCUGGGCCACCACGGCAUACCAACGAAGCAGGGACCUCGGCUUUGACGCGGAAAGUUGGUGCUGGCAGAGCCAAGAUGGCAGGACAAUGUUUCAACUGCAUGCUGCCGAAGGCCCCGAGGUGGCGCUGCCGUCGUGGGAGCCAGGAGAUGUUCUGGGUUUGGCCUUGGAUUUCGCCGCCGGCAAAAUGCGGCUGUCGCAUCAGGGCACGUGGCAGGCAGAGACUGAGGGACCAGAGUGCAAGACGGAAGCCAAACGGGAUGCAGCACCGGGUGGUGCCCGGAUGCACGACAGUACCCAGCUGUCACUGCAAAGUGGGGCCUGUUCCGACUACGCCUUGGCAAGGAGAAACAUGCAGACCUGGGGAUCGCGCCAGACCUGGAUUUUCGGACCUCCGAAAGACGGCCCCAAAGAGGGCUACGAGCCCUGGGCGUCUGGAGUCGGAGAGUGGGCCAAUGAGGCUACGUUUGGCGACCGCAGCUGGGGCUUUGACAUGCAGCUCAGUGGGCGGAGGCCGCGGCUUCUAGGGCUCGAGGCCCUCGGCUGUGAAGUCCCAAAAUCCAUCAGCGACUUCUUCGCCGCCGGCCUCCCGGAAGUCUCCCGAGCCUCCGGGAAGUUCUACUAUGAGCUGCGCCUGCUGAGCCGCCCAGAGAGUCCUCGGGUUGGCUGGGCCACGGAAGAUUUUGAUGGUGGUGCCAUAGGAGACGAUCCAGAGAGCUUUGCCUUCGAGGGAUGGCGGAUGAUGAAGUGGAAUGCUGGCGAGAGGUCGCAGGCAAGCUUGGAGCCAUGGUGCCAAGGAGAUCUCCUAGGUCUUGCUGUGGACCUGGACGUGGGCGAGAUGCGCUUGUGCAGCUACCGCCAAGUGGACAUAUCUACUGACAUAGCAGUGGGCAGCUUAAUCCGGAUCAAGAAAGUCAGCGUCAAAGAGGCAAAACGUGUUGCGGAAGCUAGCGGUUGUGGCUGGGCCAGCAACAUGGAAGAGUGCUUGGGCCAAGAAGGAAAAUAUCUGACGAAAGAUAGCGACGGCUUUCAGCUGGAGAUGCCAGAUGGUCAACCGUGGUGGUUUCCGCCGGCGUUGCUUCACCUGAACUUGUCUCCUACCGAUCCUACUGGUACAGAGGAUGUUGACUCUGGGAAGAUCGUGUUCGACCCGAAGGGCCGCAAACUGCACCCUGCGGUCUCCACGCUUGGCCCGUUUCGGCUGUAUCUGGGGCGCAUGAAUUGGCUACACAUGCCGCCAGGAGACGACUAUGAAGAAUGGGCGGCAGGAGUUGUCGAGUGGGCCCCGCAGGACUGGCGGGCUGGUCGUGAGCUUCAGGGGAGGCCUUCCUUGCUUGGACUGCGUGGCAUUCGCCCGGUGGAGAUUGAAGAGGAUGCUUCAAUUGGGCUUUGGUUGACUGCUGGGGCCAAGGAUGCUGCUCGCAGCAGCGGGAAGUUUUAUCAUGAAGUUCAGCUGUUUACUGAGACCGGUUGUCCUCAAUUCGGUUGGCUGUCAACCGGCUUUGAAGAAGGGCCGCACGACGGGAAUGGUGUUGGGGACGACGAGCAUGGCUAUGCCUUCGAUGGGGAUCGCCUGUUGAACUGGAAGGCAGGCCGGAAACAAAAGGUGCAAGUUGAGCGAUGGAAGGUGGGUGACAUCCUGGGUUUUGCCAUCGACCUGGACGCUGGCGCCAUGCGUCUGUCGCACCAGGGUAAAUGGCACAGCGGAGAGGGCUAUGUCAUGAAGUCUGACGAGAUGGGGGGCCGUGAGUGGUAUCCAGCCGUGUCUGGGCGUGUCUUUUACCAGAUGCACAUCGACAAGAAAACCUGGCGCUUCGCACCGCCAUCUGAAGACUACCAGGCUUGGGCGAGUGGCAUCUUCGAGUGGUCGCCGCAGAGGGUUGGAGGCGCCAGCGGGGAAACGGUUCGAAGACCUGUCCAGGAGCAAGGCUACGACAGCCGUUUAGGGCAAUCUCCCUAA